AUGAAGCACUCUUCUGGACAGAUUAUGAACUAUGUGACAGUUGAUGCCUACAGGGUUGGGGAAUUCCCGUACUGGUUCCACCAAACAUGGACAACAACUAUUCAACUUUGCAUUGCUCUGGCAAUUCUGUACAAUGCAGUUGGUGCUGCAGCGGUCUCAUCAUUCGCUGUUAUUGUUAUCACCGUAGUUGGUAAUGCUCCAUUGGCGAAACUACAGAACAAAUUUCAGAGUAAGCUUAUGGAAGCACAAGAUGUGAGAUUGAAGGCCAUGUCUGAGUCAUUAGUUCAUAUGAAGAUCUUGAAGCUUUAUGCAUGGGAAGCUCACUUCAAGAAGGUCAUCGAGGGGUUGAGGGAGGUUGAGUAUAAGUGGUUGUCAGCAUUCUUGCUUAGGAGGGCAUACAACAGUAUCGUGUUCUGGUCAUCACCUGUUUUAGUUUCAGCGGCAACCUUUCUAACAUGCUAUCUUUUGAAAAUCCCUCUUGACGCUAGCAACGUCUUCACGACUGUAGCAACUCUGCGUCUUGUGCAGGAGCCAGUUAGAUCAAUACCAAUUGUUAUCGCAGUUGCAAUACAAGCCAAGGUUGCUUUCACUCGGAUAUCAAAGUUUCUUGAUGCACCUGAGCUGAAUGGGCAAGUUAGGAAGAAAUACCGUCUGGGCACCGAUUAUCCAAUAGCGUUGAACUCAUGCAGUUUCUCCUGGGAUGAGAAUCCAUCAAAACCAACUCUAAAGAAUGCAAAUCUGGUGGUCAAAGCUGGAGAAAAGAUUGCAAUUUGUGGAGAAGUGGGAUCAGGAAAAUCAACACUUUUGGCUGCUGUACUCGGAGAGGUCCCAAAAACUGAAGGCACGAUUCAAGUCUGUGGAAGAAUAGCAUAUGUUUCUCAGACUGCAUGGAUCCAAACAGGAUCUAUACAAGAUAAUAUCCUCUUUGGAUCUUUGAUGGACAGACAAAUGUACCAAGAAACACUUGCAAGGUGCUCGUUGCUCAAGGACCUUGAAAUGCUGCCAUUCGGCGACCUUACUCAAAUUGGGGAGAGAGGAAUAAAUCUUAGUGGUGGUCAGAAGCAGCGUGUUCAGCUUGCUCGUGCAUUAUACCAGAAUGCCGACAUCUAUCUUCUUGAUGACCCUUUCAGUGCUGUCGAUGCCCAUACAGCAACAAGUCUCUUUAAUGUCAUGGGUAUUCUAUCAGACAAGACUGUUCUUUUGGUGACCCACCAAGUGGAUUUUCUACCCGUAUUUGACUCCAUUCUGUUAAUGUCAGAUGGGGAGGUUAUUCGGUCUGCACCUUAUCAAGAUUUAUUGUCAGACUGUCAAGAAUUUAAAUACCUUGUAAAUGCCCAUAAAGAUACUACUGGUGUUUCAGAUCUUAACAAUAUGGCCCGUCACAGAGCAAAGGAUUUACCAAUAAAGGAGACAGAUGGUAUUUAUGGAAACAGAUAUAUAGAGUCUGUGAAGCCAUCACCAGUAGAUCAACUGAUCAAAACAGAGGAAAGAGAAUCAGGGGACGCAGGUCUUAAGCCUUAUAUCCUAUACCUGCGCCAGAAAAAAGGCUUCCUGUAUGCCUCCCUUUCUGUCAUGUCUCACAUAAUUUUCAUAGCUGGGCAAAUAUCACAGAAUUCAUGGAUGGCCGCUAAUGUCCAAAAUCCUGAUGUUAGUGCACUGAAGUUAAUUUCUGUGUACAUUGUUAUUGGAGUUUGCACGGUGUUCUUUGUGCUAUCAAGAUCUAUAUUCUUCGUUGUUCUUGGGAUGCAGACUUCAAGAUCCUUAUUUUCCCAGUUACUUAAUUCAUUGUUCCGUGCACCCAUGUCCUUCUUUGAUUCUACUCCUCUAGGCAGGGUUCUUAGCCGGGUCUCUUCAGAUUUAAGCAUCAUUGACCUUGAUGUUCCAUUUGCAUUGAUGUUUGGCUUUAGUUCCAGCUUAAAUGCGUAUAGCAAUCUGGGGGUAUUGGCUGUUGUUACAUGGCAAGUUCUGUUUGUAUCAUUGCCAAUGAUAGUUUUGGCAAUUCGGUUACAGAGGUAUUACUUAGCAUCGGCUAAGGAAUUGAUGCGUAUCAAUGGCACUACCAAGUCUGCUCUAGCAAAUCACUUAGGUGAAUCGAUCUCAGGGGUUAUAACAAAUACGUGCCUUUGA
Messenger RNA from Triticum turgidum subsp. durum (durum wheat), 2127 nucleotides. The record is from the annotation of a GenBank genome assembly. NCBI's taxonomy places the organism in Eukaryota, Viridiplantae, Streptophyta, Magnoliopsida, Poales, Poaceae.